Messenger RNA from Eurytemora carolleeae, 2655 nucleotides. Its product is annotated as putative leucine-rich repeat-containing protein DDB_G0290503. The coding region runs from base 185 to 2158 and encodes 657 amino acids. Lineage: Eukaryota; Metazoa; Arthropoda; Copepoda; Calanoida; Temoridae. Gene Ontology annotation, biological process: proteasome-mediated ubiquitin-dependent protein catabolic process; regulation of proteolysis. Gene Ontology annotation, molecular function: ubiquitin protein ligase binding. The transcript has 6 exons. Gene Ontology annotation, cellular component: cytoplasm; nucleus. The record is from RefSeq and is a predicted model, not a curated record.
UUGACCAGAUAAAGUUAAGAGGGUACAGUUGUAAAUUGGACAUGCUCCCCAGUAAACUAAUAAAAUGUAAAUUAAAGUUGCAACAGCAGUACCUUUCAGGCUAACUAUAUCAAAGAAUUGUUGACGGAUUAAUUAUUUUUAAUAAUGUUUCAUUUCAGAUAUAUUGAAGGCCUAAACUGCAACUAUGAAGUCUAAAAUGAUUAACAUCAAGGAUUUUGAUUUCCAUGAUUUGCUUGACUCUACAUCCAACCUUCAUGAUGUUGAAUUCAAGAUUAUAGAUGAGAACUUCCAGGAGCUGGGAACUGUCAGGUCCCACAAGUUCUUGCUGUCCCUCCUGUCCCCUGUGCUGAAGAAGAUGUUCAGCAGCCGGGAGGAGGGAUCCAUUGUUGUUGAGAUCACUGGUCCAUCCUUCAUAAGCUUCCAGACCCUCAUCCAGUUCUUAUACACUGGAGAUGAGUCAGUUAUUACAGAUAUAUCCUCUAUUGAUGAUCUGUUUGAUCUGUAUUAUCUGGGAGACAAGUAUGAGCUGCGUGGAGCCAGGAACCUGAUUAAGGAAGUUGUCUCUAGCUUCAAGAUUAACCAGGAGAACUGGAUUCAUGUACUCAAGGGAAUCAAGAAGUACGAGAAUACUUUCCUGUUUGAAGAUCUCUGUAACAUACUUCAGGAUCAAGUUCAAGGGUAUUUGAAGGGCUGUCCCUCUUCUGAUGAAUACCUGGAUGAUAUUCAAGAAUCUGAUGACACAGAUUUCUAUUCCUGGGUCAAAAACUGGAUUCAGAAAUGGAGGAGAUCAGACACAGGUUUACAAGAAGCAGAUAGAAAGUAUUCACAGGAAAGUGAACUCAAGGAUUUAAAGAUUCUAAUCCAGAAUAUGAAAUAUCAGCAUGAAGAACUUAUCCAGACCACACAACAGAAAGAUAAGAUGAUUGAAGAAUUGAAAUUAAAGCAGGAAGAACUAAUCCGGACCACAGAACAGAAAGAUAAGAGGAUUGAAGAAUUGGAAUUAAAGCAGGAAGAACUAAUCCAGACCACACAACAGAAAGAUAAGAGGAUUGAAGAAUUGGAAUUAAAGCAUGAAGAACUUAUCCAGACCACACAACAGAAAACUAAGAGGAUUGAAGAAUUGGAAUUAAAGCAGGAAGAACUUAUCCAGACCACACAACAGAAUGAUAAGAGGAUUGAAGAAUUGGAAUUAAAGCAGGAAGAACUAAUCCAGACCACACAACAGAAAGAUAAGAGGAUUGAAGAAUUGGAAUUAAAGCAUGAAGAACUUAUCCAGACCACACAACAGAAAACUAAGAGGAUUGAAGAAUUGGAAUUAAAGCAGGAAGAACUUAUCCAGACCACACAACAGAAUGAUAAGAGGAUUGAAGAAUUGAAAUUAAAGCAGGAAGAACUAAUCCAGACCACACAACAGAAAGAUAAGAGGAUUGAAGAAUUGGAAUUAAAGCAUGAGGAACUAAUCCAGACCACAGAACAGAAAGAUAAGAGGAUUGAAGAAUUGGAAUUAAAGCAUGAGGAACUAAUCCAGACCACACAACAAAAAGAUAAGAGGAUUGAAGAAUUGGAAUUAUAUCAGAAUGAUCUACAACAUGAUCUACAGACAAAGGAUAGAAAGAUUCAGAAUUUGGAAUCCCAGCAUGAAGAAUUUAUUAAGAACACAGAACAGAAAUUGAGAAUGAUGAAGGAAAUUAAAGGCAAAGCAGAUUUUAAAGUUGUUUAUCCAGUUUGUCUUGGCUGUAGUGGGAGUAAUAUUCCCUUAGAAAACAUGUUUGAGCACAUGAAAAGUUGUAAAUUUAUUGAGUUUGAUGAGAGUCAUCUGAAGCUGAAUACAGAGGUGAUGGUUAAUGCUGAUUAUCAUAAUAUAGCUUAUAAGCUGGAAGAAUCCAGAGACUGGUUUAUAAUCAAGAUACGGAAUGACAAUAAAGUGUUCUACAUCAUGCACCACAGUGAAGAGGAAACAAAGAAUGUGUUCUAUUACAAUAUAAAAUAUUACAGUUGGAAAAAUGUGGAUGAUAAAGACAUAAUCAAAUCUGUAACAGUAAGAUGUGCUCCUAUGGGGAUAUUACCUAAGGAUGCUGUACACAAUAACUUCACAACAAACAUACCAAUCAAAGUUUUACUAGAAGAAGAUGUGAAAUUUACAAUGUAUAAAGCUUAAUCAUCUUUGUCCACCACCAACUAGGGCUGGGCACGUUCCGACUUUUUGAAAUCGUUCCAUUUCGUUUUAGAACGAGGGCCUUCAGCUAUAUUGUUCCGUUCUCGUUCCUUUUUUUUGUAUCGUUCCGUUACGUUCUGUUCCGUCCCGUUUCGUUCCGUUCUGAGUAGAAGAACGAUCUUCCCAUUCCGUUCCAUUCUUGGCGUUCUUAUUUAAAGAACGGUUCCAUCCCUCUCGUUCUGUUUUUUAUCAAAGAACGUUUCCAUCCCCCCGUUCUGUUCUUAGUAUAGAACGAUUACUAAAACCGGGUUACCUUAAAAAAGGGGGUGUACAAUUUGUAGAUUUUUGAAAAAUAUCUAAUUUUCAUAAUCAAUAUUUCAUAUAAAAAAGAAAUAGAAAUAAAUUAUAGAAAACACUUUCUUUCAACCUAAAUUCUCUCCCCCCCCCUUCUCCUUUUUCCCCUUUCUGCUCCCAUUCCUCAAGAAUGUAAUACAUUAAAU